Messenger RNA from Lates calcarifer (barramundi perch), 1206 nucleotides. RefSeq names its product collagen alpha-1(X) chain. The transcript has 11 exons. Bases 1 to 1206 code for a protein of 401 amino acids. The record is from RefSeq and is a predicted model, not a curated record. Lineage: Eukaryota; Metazoa; Chordata; Actinopteri; Centropomidae.
AUGGACCAACAGGACCUGAGGGUUUACGUGGAGAGAAAGGACUUCCAGGGCUCAUUGGAAGAACUGGACCUAAGGGUUACUCGGGAGAUCCAGGUCUCCCUGGUCCCCUGUCCUUUCAUAAUGGAAGUAAUGCCAGAGGUGAGACCAAUACACUCUUUGAUUGAGCUAAGUGUGGCUGCUGGUGCUAAAGGUAAGCAAGGUUAUCCAGGAUCACCUGGACUCCCAGGCGAUCCUGGGGACAUGGGCAUGCAUGGACCUCCUGGCCCACCAGGUUUAACGGCACCAGAGGUGCCAGGUCUGCCUGGUCCACAUGGGCCACUUGGUCCAAAGGGCUACAAGGGGGAGCCAGGGAGAUUUAAUGACUUUGAAAUGAAUCCGCUCCCAGGACCUAAGGGAACUAAAGGACUCCCUGGACCUAAAGGUGUUAUAGGCCUUCCUGGUCGUCCAGUUUUAUUCAAUUCUGCAUUCAAAUUACUUUUAAUUUACGUUGGUCAUAUUUGUGAUAAUAAUCCCACAGAUUAUUACUGUGAACCUGGUUACCCUGGUGACCCUGGUGACCCAGGAAACAAAGGAUCUCCUGGAUACAAAGGGCUCAAAGGAAUUAAAGGUUGUCCAGGGGAAUGUGAAUGUAGGUCUGGUGGGGGAAGCUUAGGGUUUCCUGGUCCACCUGGUUAUCCAGGACCCCCAGGGUUACCUGGAGCUCAAGGGCUUAAAGGGGAUCCAGGACUGAAAGGAGAUGUGGGCCCAAGAGGACCACAAGGCUUUUCAGGACUUUCUGGUUUAAAAGGACACAAGGGUCAGAAAGGUGACUCUUAUGUAGUAGGAGGUAAAGGUGCCAAAGGUGACCAAGGUGUGCCUGGGCAUGCUGGUCCUCCUGGAGCAACAGGUAGGCCAGGAUGGGAUGGUCCCCCUGGCCUUCCAGGUGACCCUGGACCACCAGGCACAGGAUAUACAGGAUUACCUGGUCCCAGAGGUCACCCUGGUGUUCCUGGACCCAAAGGGUUUCCAGGGAUUGCAGGCCCCACAGGUCCUAGUUUUCCAGGCCCUAUGGGGCCACUUGGAUCUAAAGGAAAUCAGGGAUAUCCUGGCCCCCCAGGAAUUCCUGGACGGACAGGCCCUCCAGGUGAAAUUGAGGAAUGCUGUCAUGAGGAUGAGAUUGGAUCACCUGGUCCUAAGGGUGAGCCAGGUUCCUCAGGUAAGUCUUAG